ACAGCGUUUCAAUAAGGGUAUAAAAGCUUUGUACUGCUGAUAAAUAUGAAAACUAUGACCGUACUUAGAUUAAGACUCCAAAUUUUAUUACAUAUUUCAACACAUAAAAAUUUUACCUGUCGUUGUGUUGUCCAAUAGGCUACAUUGUAUAGACUUGUUGAGAAACUAAAAGUUAAAAGUCAACUAAGAUUGUUUACCUUCAUCUUGUCACCGGUUAAUUAACAUGGUCAAGAGAAGUUAUUUAGAGACAAUGAAUGUUUAAAGUCUUUCAUGUUCACCUGUAAACAGGUGAUAAUUGUGUGAGAAAGUUACUGGACAAACUGUCUCUUUGUUUAAUUUUAUGGAUAUUUUAACAUUUAAUUGAGAUGUGGCUGAAAUGGAGAUAUAAACUGAUUUAAAGAUGUGAUUUCUUAAGAAUGGGAUCCGAAGUGACUGUCAGAUAUGGGAUGUCGAAUCAUAGUUUUCCGUGGACUAAAUUGGAUAUAAAACCAUCAUCUCGAGGGUCAAGUACAAAUUCUAGUGUUGUUUCUAAGCAGUUUGGUCUUCCAAUUUACUCUCAUCACUAUGGUCUUUCUAAAGCAAUUGUUUGUGUCAGUGCCAAAAUACACAACAGAAGACGGGGUUUUCGCCAAGAUGAUGCUACAUCAGCUUUUGUGAAGUCAUCGGAGACAUCUAAUGCACAAUUCUUGCCAGCAGAAUAUUUACGUACAGUCAAUGAAGCACUAACAAGUUACCAAAGUCCAUCAAGUAGUGGAAGGUCAUCUCCCACGGUAACAGAUCAUGAAACAGAGAGUACAGCAUCCUCAGCACAGAUAGGAUGGACAGGGAACACAACAGAACGUAGCAGCACAGAUUCUACCUAUUCUUGGGAUGAAUUUGAUAAGCAAGCUGCAAAACAGGUGCAAUCAUCCUUUGAGCAAAUAGACUCUGUUCUAUUUGAACAGAACACAGACGGUCCUCAAUAUAUCAAAAAAGAAUGUCAAGAAUGGCAGUUUCAGUUUCCACAUUUAAGAAUUUUGGGUCACCAGUUGAUGAUACCUCAGGAAUUGGGAUAUCAUGUGAUACACACAGAUUCUUCGCGUCCUUCGACAGGCAGCAUGGGUAUAACAGACGUUACAGAUCACGACAUAUCAGGCACUCCAGAUCUUCAGGGAUUAUCAUUAACGGGUAGAUCAAUUGAAGCAAAAAGUGUACCUAUUGAAGCACGCUCAGUGUUAUCAUCAGGGAGAGAGGACAGUUCACUUACAUCAGAAUUUACUCAUCUUGAGGAAGAAAUCAUUGAACAAGAGGGGUAUUAUGAAGAAGUCAUUGCCAUUGACUAUAAAGACAUAUAUGACGAAAGCUCAGAACAGAAGAAACAAUUAACCCCUAGACGGCAUAGAGUAGGGUACCCUCCUAUCACACCUAAUGCCUGUGUGAAGGACAGUGUCCUUAGUUCUGUGUUUGAUUCUGUAUGGCAAGAAAUAAUUGCUUGGACCCGAAAUUUGUCGAAAAAAUACUCAGUUUUAGUUUUAGAAGAAAAUAAACCUCUCACUAUACCUAUGCAGCCCUCGUCUCCUCAAAACAGACAUGAACAUUCCAUGCUUUCUCGGGAACCAUCAUUUAGUCAUGCUAUGUAUAGACAACGUUCGUAUACAGCAGCCGGUGCAUUAAACUUAGAUAAUGUUCUCCUUAUAUCAAGUAAAAAAAUAUCAGUCAGGGAACCAUCAAAUUUACAGGACUAUGCAGAAACCCCUGUACCAAGUACAAACCGUCCUGCAUCUAGCUUUCCAACAAGUGCUACUGUUAGACGUCCACAUAGUAAUACAAAGUUUGUCAGACCCACAGCACAAAAACCUACAAGACUUGCCCCAAUCCAGUCUGAUGCAUCUAAAGCAUACACUGUAAUGGGUGGCACUGAAAAUGAUAAUGCUAUUGGAGGUGAUAUAGGACAAAUUGUUCUUUUGUGCUCGGAGGAGAGAGUGGGACCAAAUGGUGCUUUACAGGUUAUUAAAAUAGCUCAUGCUAGAAAUGGAGCUCUGCCACCAUUAAAUACUGAAGUAGAGCCUAGCAAGGGUCAGAAGAGAGGGAACAGUCGUGCCAGUAGUGCUGUGGUGAAAGACAGUCUGGCCUCACACAGAGAAAGAUUAGGCAUGAUGACUGAUGCUAGACCAAGUACCACACAUGCAAUGAGGUCUGAUACACCUCAAGGAAACUUCAAUUCAAGAAGGGCAUCAACACCAUUUGGACCAGUUUUGAAUGCUAUACCGUCAAGAAGUGCUAUUGGAGGUGGAGGUAUGGUCCUAGUAGGCAGUGGUUUACAGCCAUCUAGUGAACAUCCUUUACCAUCAGAAAUAUUGGAAGAUCAAGAAAGUAUAGAAGAUGUUCCAUAUAAUAAAUGGACACCUUCACCUCCCAGUCAUCACAACCCAUACUACAGAGGAAGGCUGAAGCAUUAUCCAUUAGGUGUACGUCCAUAGCACUUUCUUAUUUAUUCAUUGUGCCAAACAUGAUACUGUUACUGGAAUGUAUAUCUCAGGAGUAUAACGUGUGGAGCAUACACCUCAGGAGUAUAACGUGUGGAGCAUACACCUCAGGAGAACACUGUCAAUGUUGUUUUAUGUUACGUUAUGAGUAUCUCCUCGGAAAUAGUUUUCUGAUUAUAUUCAUUCAAGGAGUUGAAAACUGCAUAUUAGUGUACACUAAUCUCAUCAUAAGAUUCUGGCAUGAAAGAAAAAUACCGGUGGUUGUUACUUUACAGGGCAAAAAUCAUUUUCUCCACAUCCAGUAAACAGAUUGUAUAUUGUUUGUUUGUUUUGCAUUUAGAUUCUGAAAAUCUCAUUUAAAGUGCUACUAGACAAGUGGCAUAUUAAACAAGACACAAGACUUCAGUAACAACAAUUACAUUAGUGCUGAAUCAGAGACCCCUUCAUAAUUCAGUCAUUCGACAGGGGAGAUAAUUCAGUUAGCUGAACAAAGGGAAGUAAUGCAAGAACUAAAGGAAACAAAUUCUUGAGGCAUUAAGUGAUUCCUGAGUGUUUACUGUUAAAUCUGUGCACAAAAAUAAAUGGCAGCAAAUGACAAAACUUACAAAAAAUUGCCAAAUUGACAUUUUACACAGCAAGACUGAAAAAUGACCAAAAUGGCAAAAAGCUGUGAUUUGUCUUUCUGUGAUAAUGUAAAUAUGUAAAUAAAUAUCUAUAGAGGCCAAGGCAGCUUAUUUUCUGCCUGAGUUACCUCACAUAUGAUGUUCUGUGAAUGUUUACACAGAAGGCAUUAUUGAAUUUCUUAAUCAUGUUUCUAUAGACAUGUCUUAAAUAAGGUUACUGCGUUUUUAAUUCCAUAUCCCUCUACAUAUCAUGUUUAAGAUUUACUCAGGAAACAUGGUAUAUGUCUUUAUUCUUAACAAUAAAUCAUUUCAUUUUGGUUAUACACAUGUACUUGUAUUUAUUUAUGAUAUAUUUAUGAAUAUUCAAACAGCUAUAUGGCAAAUAAGUUAUUAUGUUAUGUUAGUUUUUAAUGCUGUUUUAUUUAAUGAUGCAAGUCAAUUAAAAUUAAAUGGCUGUUCACUUGAACAUAAAAUGGCAAAUAUUUUUGGACCUCUGAGGUAAGACUGCAUCUGUGUAUUCAAGAUUUUAGGAUAAAGAAUGCAGAAUUGUUAAAUAUGAUUUUUGAUUCCAUUGCAGUCAAGUUAUGCAAGUCUACACAUCUUCCAAUUCUGUCAUUACACUGACAUGUAAGACACAGACUUUGAUGGUAUGCCAAAAAACAGUGUAUUGGUUUUCAAUUCUCAAUUGAUUCCCAUUAGUAUUUCAUAUGAUCCAAACACACAAUUUUUUCCAGAAAACUGGUCUUAUAUCGUUAGUUUUGGAGUAAGUAAUUGUUAUUUAACACUAUUGCCAGGAAGCAGUUCUGAAGCAUUCUAUCUUCCCUUUCCUCCUUUUGUUACAGUGGUUAACCCUGUGAAAAUCCAUCCUCUUUAUUUAUGGAUGUGAUAUCCACGUCAAAUUUUCAUGUUACACAGGCAAAAUAUUUGAAUGAGGAUGAGACAAAAGUUCCCAUCCAUUAAAAUAUUUUUAUUUUUAUAAAAAAAAAUCCAAAAUAAUGAAAUACUAUUGUAUCAAUUCAAUGUGAUAGUGCUAGCUACAUCUUUUUUUUUUAAGUCAAAUUUCCUAAUUUUAUAGAAAGAUUUUAUGUUAGUAUAUGUUGAAUUAUUUAGAAGGCCUUGCCAUUUUGUAUGUUGUUAUAUAAAACCACUGCCAGUUGUCCUGUAGUUUAUUAUUGUUGAUUGCACUUAACAUGUUGUUGACUAAAAUAGCCAUGUGAUAUUUUGUUUUGAUACCUAAUUUAUGUUUUUUGGUAAUUCUGUUCAAUGUUUCAAUGUAAACAUUUUAUUUUAAAACAUUCCUAUGGGAAUAAUUGCUAAUUUUUAUUGGUAUUAUUACUUAUAGAUUAUUUUUUUAUUAUUGUUCUUUAGAAACAUUUAUCAAUCAUCCCUCCAUACAAGCUAUCACUCCGUCCAUAUUUCAUAAAUAUCAAGUAUUUAAUACAUGUAUUUUACAAUUGAAUUUCCUAGACUGUCCAUACGUUACAAUGAUAUAUAUAUUGUGAUUCUCCUGAAAUUUAAAAAAAUAAAUAAACCAACAAUAUAUAUGAUUUUAAUUUUGUUUUGUUAUGAAUAGUUCUAUUUUAUGAAACUAAGAGACAUGAAGAAAAUAAAAAUUCAAUGGUAAUUUAUAACUGAUGUUUAGUACAAAUCAUUGUACAUGUAUUACAUAAGUGGCAUAACUAAUUUUCAUGGAUUUGUCCAGGUUCAUUAAAAACAUGAAAUUUAGUAUACAGUAAAAAAAUAUAGGACAUUGUCAGUUAUAUAUAUUUGUGCUGGAUGUAACUUAUAACCUACAACCAACAUAUUUUAUACACAUCAUGCAAAUUGAUAUCUACCAAUAAAAAUAUUUAACAAGAAAACAUUUUAUAUUCAUGAGACUUUCAUUUCUUAAAAGCUAGGGACAAAUUCAGUCAUGAACAGUCUACACAUAUUUUGAUUAGUUGCAGGUUUUACAGCAUGUGAAGCAAGCAAUGUUACUAUUAUUGUUAAUAUCAUUAACAUAUAAACCAACAGCUUUUUAUGUAAAAUCUUCACAUCUUUUCAAAAAUAUUCCAAAUUAAUUGGGUUUUUUUCUGGUGUUGGACAUUUGUUUUACAAGCUAUGAUCAUUCAUCUACAGACUUUUCGUAGCCUUUCAGAAAAUAGGACUGUAAACCCAGAAAAAUAUACCGUAUAUUAUUUCAUUUUUGACUUUUUUCCCUGGUAAGAGUUUGUUAUAAAGUACAACAAAAAACACAUUUUGCACAGAUAAUUAAGCUGAGAAAUGAAAUCUUUAUUUAGUUUUAUGAAAAAGAUACAUGACAUGAACAUUUUCUUAUAUACAAGGAAUUAGAUAAGCCUUUAUGUGAAAAUAUAUAAUUUAAAUACAAAAUUUUUGUUUGCUUAUUUCCUUGAAGAUCAAUCAUAGGUUCUUCUUUUUAUUAUAUUUCAUUAAAAAGUGCAUUUAUUUCAAAUAUUUUUGAGGUGACAUUUAGUAAUAUUUAUUGGUCCCAUUUUUCACACACUGUAAACUUAAAAAGAUGAAUUUCAAUUGAAGUUGUUAAAAAAUGUCAAAAAGAUUCUGUUUUAUUCACUUGUAAUCUUUUAAUUAAAGACAUUUUUAAAAAAAAAGUGUUAGUUGAAAUUGGGACAUUAAUGUAACCAAUGUUAUUUUGCUGUGUACAUAUUAUGCUGUAGCUAUGUGCAAUACGUGAUCUGCUACACACGUUUAGCUGUAAAUAAAUGAUAAUACAUAUA
Molecule: messenger RNA, 5823 nt
Organism: Mytilus californianus (California mussel)
Lineage: Eukaryota; Metazoa; Mollusca; Bivalvia; Mytilida; Mytilidae
Product: protein FAM149B1-like
Exons: 17
Coding region: 417-2459 (680 amino acids)
Source: RefSeq, a predicted model, not a curated record